UGGUCAUCCUAUCUGCUUUCUGCCUCCCUCUCCCUCCCCAUCUCCAACUGGAGGAGGAAUGGACUAUUUCUCUAGCAUCUCCUGAAAUAGUCGGAACAGGCUAACAGAGCGAAGAUGAUCAAACCUCUGGUCCAGGCGGAGGAGCCCUCUGCGUCUCCCCCGAGCAAGAAAGACGUGGAGCUCUUGCUGGUGAAGGAGCAGAACGGGGUGCAAUACACCAGCAGCCACCUCCUGGAGCACGCCGGCCCCGGGUACAGCUCCGCCGGCGCCCCGCUGCAGGAGCGUGAGACGUGGGGCAAAAAGAUCGACUUUCUGCUCUCCGUGGUGGGCUUCUCGGUGGAUCUGGCCAACGUCUGGCGGUUCCCUUACCUCUGCUACAAAAACGGAGGAGGUGCCUUCCUCAUCCCUUACUGCCUCUUCCUCAUCAUUGCAGGAAUGCCUUUGUUUUAUAUGGAACUUGCUCUGGGCCAAUAUAAUAGAGAAGGGGCUGCUACAGUAUGGAAAAUAUGCCCAUUGUUUAAAGCCACCCUCUGA
Messenger RNA from Thamnophis sirtalis, 534 nucleotides. NCBI's taxonomy places the organism in Eukaryota, Metazoa, Chordata, Lepidosauria, Squamata, Natricidae. The record is from RefSeq and is a predicted model, not a curated record.